GAGUACUUGGCGCACAGCUGAAUAGAUGGGCAGCACCGGCAAUGGUGUCGUAGACGUGGAGCGGUUGGGCCAGCAGCAGGGGCAGGGCGGCGAUAGCCUCCCGCAGAAUGAUGGCGGCGGCGGCGGUGGACAGCACAAACCCACCUUCGACGCGAAUGAGGUGAGCACGCUGCUGGUGGUGGCGACGCUGAUCACGGCGCUGUCGUACCAGCUGGGGACCAACAUCCCGGGCGGGUACUGGCAGGAUGACAACGGGCACGUCGCAGGCGACCCGAUCAUGCGGGACAAGCACCGGCGGCGGUACUGGCUGUUCAUGUUGGGGAGCUGGGCGGCGUUCGGCACCUCCAUGCUCCUCACCUUGGGGCUCCUCACGGGGGUGCCCGCCAAGUCGCGCCUCGUCCGGUACGCGUUCCUGGUGGCCUACUCCAGCCUCGUGCUCACGUUCGUGACGUCGCAGCCGCGCACCUCGCUCGCCAUGGACCUCGCCAUCUGGGGCGCCGUCAUGGCCGUGCUGACCGUCUUCACCAAGUACCUUCGCGUCGACACGCUCCCCAGCUGGGUGCGCUCAUUGUGCCCUCCUCCAGCCUCGUGCUGCUGCUCAUGUUCCUGACUUCGCAGCUGCGCGUGUCGCUCGCCAUGGCCGUGCUCGCCGUCGUCACCGCGUCCGUGCGCGGCGACAGGCUCCCUCAGCUGGGCGGGCCGCUAGCUUUAUCAUCAUUUCGCUAGUUAUUGAUCCAUAAGCUAGUGGUAACAGUGUGAUUUAAGUUUGUUUUGUUUUUCUUCUUUUUUCCUUUAUGAGUACUAGUUGUUGUUGUUCUGUGCUGCUGGGCGCUCAUUAACCAAUGAGUCUGUGAACUCUGUCGUAAUUUGCUAUUCAGUA
This is a messenger RNA of Setaria italica (foxtail millet), 880 nucleotides long. RefSeq lists its product as uncharacterized. The record is from RefSeq and is a predicted model, not a curated record. NCBI's taxonomy places the organism in Eukaryota, Viridiplantae, Streptophyta, Magnoliopsida, Poales, Poaceae. Bases 26 to 610 code for a protein of 194 amino acids. The transcript has a single exon.